GGCGGCGGAGGGGCCAUGGCCAAGGCCUACGACCACCUCUUCAAGCUGCUGCUGAUCGGGGACAGCGGCGUGGGCAAGACCUGCCUCAUCAUCCGCUUCGCCGAGGACAACUUCACCAGCACCUACAUCUCUACCAUCGGCAUCGACUUCAAAAUCCGGACAGUGGACAUCGAUGGGAAGAAAAUCAAGCUGCAGGUGUGGGACACAGCAGGACAGGAGCGCUUCAAAACCAUCACCACAGCCUAUUACCGUGGAGCUGUGGGCAUCAUCCUGGUGUAUGACAUCACCGAUGCAAAGUCCUUUGAAAACAUCCAGAACUGGAUGAAGAGCAUCAAAGAGAACGCCUCAGCCGGGGUCGAGCGUCUCCUGAUUGGCAACAAGUGCGACAUGGAGAGCAAGCGCAAAGUGCAGCGUGAGGAGGCGGAGAAGCUGGCAAAGGAGCAUGGGAUCCGCUUCUUUGAGACCAGUGCCAAAUCCAGCGUGAAUGUGGAGGAGGCCUUCAGCAUGCUGGCACGAGACAUCCUGCAGAAAUCCUCCCGGAAAGCAGCCCCCAGCGGCAGCAGGCCCCUGCUGGAGCCCGGCCCCGCGAGGAAGGCCGGGGGUAAAUGCUCCCUGGCAUAG
Molecule: messenger RNA, 621 nt
Organism: Indicator indicator
Lineage: Eukaryota; Metazoa; Chordata; Aves; Piciformes; Indicatoridae
Gene: RAB13
Product: RAB13, member RAS oncogene family
Exons: 8
Coding region: 16-621 (201 amino acids)
Biological process (GO): protein localization to plasma membrane; Golgi vesicle fusion to target membrane; cellular response to insulin stimulus
Cellular component (GO): synaptic vesicle; plasma membrane; endosome
Molecular function (GO): GTP binding; GTPase activity
Source: RefSeq, a predicted model, not a curated record